Messenger RNA from Rasamsonia emersonii CBS 393.64, 2253 nucleotides. RefSeq lists its product as uncharacterized. Lineage: Eukaryota; Fungi; Ascomycota; Eurotiomycetes; Eurotiales; Trichocomaceae. Bases 1 to 2253 code for a protein of 750 amino acids. Gene Ontology annotation, molecular function: ATP binding; DNA binding; hydrolase activity. The transcript is spliced from 8 exons. The record is from RefSeq and is a predicted model, not a curated record.
AUGACGCGAUGUCGCUCGCAUGGAGGUCUUGACGCGAAGAUGGGGCUUGCGACCACUCUCGCAGGGCUUUCGGAGGCUUUUUCAAGCCCGGAGAAGCGUCCAGCUGCACCUCCGACCAUGCCGCUUUACUUCUACAAGCUCUACGAGCUCCUACGCUCAACCGCGGUCACCGGACGGAAGAAUGUAUUCAGUCUGUUCUCGAUCACAUCGCCAAAGGCCACAAGCGCCUUGGUUAUCUUUACACAGCUAAUCGGACGCAUUCCUCCGCGCAAUGGCACUGCAGACCAGUCGCUGAUCAUCGUCCAUCGAAAAGAGCUUGUCGAGCAGGCGGCGCAUCACUGCCGUCUCGCGUACCCGGAUAAAAUGGUGGAAAUCGAGAUGGCCAACAACAAGGCGUCUGGAGCGGCCGACAUAACCAUCGCUUCGAUCCAGACCUUGCUGUCGAAAGAUCGGAUCAAGAAAUUCGAUCCCGACAGGUUCAAGCUCGUUCUGGUUGACGAAGCGCAUCAUAUCGUUUCGCCGUCUUACCGCGAGGCACUGGGGCAUUUUGGCCUGAACCAAGCUUCUGAGAACUCUCCAACCCUCGUCGGGGUUUCUGCGACGUUCUUCCGAUUCGACGGCCUGAAGCUGGGCGCCGCUAUUGAUCAUAUCGUCUAUCACAAAGACUAUGUUGACAUGAUUGGGGAGAAGUGGCUCGCGGAUGCCGUGUUCACCACGGUCAAGUCCGAGGCCGAUCUGUCGCGCGUCCGCAAGGACAAAUUCGGUGACUUUGCAAUUGGACAGCUAUCAGAAGCCGUCAAUACACAAACGACGAACAAUAUCACUGUGCGGGCGUGGCUGGCAAAUGCGAGUGAUCGCCGAUCGACCUUGGUCUUUUGUGUAGACACUGAACAUGUAAGGCGGCUUACCGAUACGUUCAGAGAGCAUGGGAUCGACGCACGGUAUAUAACGGCAUCGACGCCGACUCAUGUGCGCAAUGAGCAGCUGCAGGCAUUCAAGAACCAAGAAUUCCCCGUGUUGCUCAACUGUGGUCUCUUCACUGAGGGAACGGACAUCCCGAAUGUCGAUUGCGUGCUUCUUGCUCGGCCAACAAGGUCGAAGAGCCUGUUGAUCCAGAUGAUAGGACGGGGCCUUCGACUUUAUCCCGGGAAGAAGAACUGCCAUAUCAUUGACAUGGUCGCGACACUGAAGACGGGAGUCAUUUCUACACCGACGCUGUUCGGACUCGACCCGGAUGAGGUUCUGAACAAGUCGAGUGUGAAGGAUCUGGAAGCAAUGAGGGAUAAAAAAGCAGAAUAUCUCUCCGGCGUUUCAUAUAGCAGCCCCGAGCUAGGGGAGGAAGACGUCAAUGUCACGUUUACCAAGUACGACAGCAUAUUCGACCUGCUCAGUGACAGGAGAUCCGACCAGCACAUCCGGUCGCUCAGCAAGAACGCGUGGGUGCGAGUCGACGAGCACCGCUACGUGCUGGCCGGGAAGACCAGCUGGAUGACGAUCGACAGGGACGGCAGCGAGUCGGAAGGGCUCUUUGUGGUGCGAUUAGUGCAGAAAUUCGAGGACGAGGAGACGGGGCGACCAGUGCAUACACGGCCACGGGUGGUUGCGCGUGCCCCGGAUCUGGAGCAAGCCGUGCACGCGGCCGACACGUUCGCCAGCAGCCAUUUCAACGAGUACGCCAUCGCGGCGUUGCAGCCCUGGCGGAAGUUGCCCGCCACGCAGGCGCAGCUCGAUUUCCUGAACAAGAAGCGUCUGCGCCAGCAGGAUCUGAAACCGGGGGAGCUGACCAGGGGGCAGGCGGCGGACAUCAUCACCAAGCUGAGGUUCGGCACGAAGAAGCGUUCAUUCUUACCAUCAUUAUCAGUCAUUGCUGCAAUUCUCUACAACUAUUAUUUAUCUGUUCUUAGUAUAUGUAUAUAUAAAACAAUACUAGACUAUGAAGAUAUACUAGAUAUGGCAGGGGUGUAUAUCCUCAUGAUAUCCAUUAAAAUGUGCGGCAAGUGGACUGUAAAAUAUGUACUGAAAGAAAAUUUGGAAAAGAUAUGCAUAAGAGCAGCAGUCAGGGCUUUAAUAACCGUAAAGAGAAGUCGAAAUUGCACUCACAGAAGAAUUCCACAUUAUGUGAAACAUUCUAAAAUCAGACUUAAAAGCUCAAAUGGACUUCCAAUGCCCGAAAACAUGCAGGGCCAGAACUAUGAAAGAUCCAGGAACCCGGAGACGGAACCUAAUGACCCAUGGCUGACUCUGCGGAGAUAA